AUGUCUGAAUAUCCAUCAAACUCAGAUGAUUUAUCACUACCGAAGGCAACUGUCCAAAAAAUUAUAGCAGAAAUAUUACCAAAAGAUAUUGCAAUAUCAAAAGAAGCAAGAGAAGCAAUAACGGAAUGUAGUAUAGAAUUUAUAAUGAUGUUGUCUACUCAACUGAAUGAUAUAGCUGAAAAAGAAGCAAAGAAGACCAUAGCGUCUGAUCAUGUGGUAAAAGCUUUAGAGGAAUUAGAUUUCAAUAAUUAUCUUGAAAUCAUAAAUAAGAUACUAAGUGAACAAAAGGAAUUAUUAAAAGGUAAAGAAAAGAGGAAUAAUAAGUUUCAAAAUUCAGGAUUAAGUGAAGAAGAGUUAUUGAGACAACAAGAAGAAUUGUUUAAGAAGUCAAGAGAUCGUUUACAAAGUCAAUCUGGUUCUCCAAAUCAUGAUGUAAAACAAGAAGAUUCAGGAUAA
Messenger RNA from Lodderomyces pseudojiufengensis, 456 nucleotides. RefSeq names its product negative cofactor 2 transcription regulator complex subunit (gene NCB2). The transcript has a single exon. The coding region runs from base 1 to 456 and encodes 151 amino acids. The record is from RefSeq and is a predicted model, not a curated record. Gene Ontology annotation, biological process: RNA polymerase II preinitiation complex assembly; negative regulation of transcription by RNA polymerase II; chromatin remodeling. Gene Ontology annotation, cellular component: negative cofactor 2 complex. Gene Ontology annotation, molecular function: protein heterodimerization activity; TBP-class protein binding; core promoter sequence-specific DNA binding. NCBI's taxonomy places the organism in Eukaryota, Fungi, Ascomycota, Pichiomycetes, Serinales, Debaryomycetaceae.